This is a messenger RNA of Cetraspora pellucida, 269 nucleotides long. The record is from the annotation of a GenBank genome assembly. NCBI's taxonomy places the organism in Eukaryota, Fungi, Glomeromycota, Glomeromycetes, Diversisporales, Gigasporaceae.
AAUGGGAAAAUUUAUUUAAAGAAAAUUUAAAAGAAAGUCCUAUAUGUAAUUUGAGUAAUUCUAAACACUUUAGAUGUAAAGAAAUAGAUUGUAUUCAAUGUUGUAAGUUGGAUAAAUGUAAUUCUUAUCCUUGUAAAUAUUGUGAAGAAAAUAAUAUUGAAUGUGAAUAUAGUAUUAUUAAAAGUGAAAAAGAAUUUAAGAAAUUUCAAAAUUUAGGAUUAACAACAUAUGUUGGACAAUUUGAAAAUAAUGAAAAUGGAAAAACAAAU